AUGCUCAAACCUCAGGCUAACGCUUCUCGAGAGCUUGUCUCACUGGAUGGUGUCUGGAACUUUGCCCUCUCCCAAUCAGUCGACAUUGACGAUGAAAGAGCUUGGGAACGGAACAUACCGCCAGAGCUCCAAGUUCCUGUUCCCGCCAGCUACAACGACAUUUUCAUUGACUCCAAUAUUCGCAAUCAUGUUGGUUGGGUCUACUACCAAAGGCGCUUCACCAUCCCACUUAGCUGGUCUCAACAGCGUUACUUUCUGCGCUUUGACGCUGCCACGCAUCGAGGGCGUGUGUACGUUGAUGAUCAAUUCGUAGCUGAGCAUAUUGGGGGCUACACUCCAUUCGAGGUGGACAUCUCGGACAUUGUCCAGCCUGGCAAGCAGGUUCGCCUUACUGUGGCGGUUAACAGUGAACUUGACUGGCAUACUAUUCCACCGGGAAGGAUUGAGACACUCAAGAAUGGCAAGCGAAAGCAACAUUAUCAACAUGACUUCUUCAACUAUGCAGGGCUUGCGAGAUCCGUAUGGCUAUUCAAUGUGCCCAGUAUCUCUGUCAAGGAUAUCACAGUUGUCGCCAAAGUAGAGGGGACUACUGGUGUUGUGGACUUCAAUAUUGCUACAAGUAUCCCUCUCGACCAUCACUCAAUCAAUGUGACACUCUUGGACGAAGAUGAAUGUCCCGUCAGUCACUCUUCUGAAUUGAAUGGCUCUCUGAUCGUUGAAUCGGUUCACCUUUGGCAACCAGGAGCUGCGUAUCUGUACCGACUUCGUGCGCAAGUAUUCUCUGGGAACACGGUAGUAGAUACUUAUGAUCUACCAGUUGGAAUAAGAACAGUCGAGGUCUCGGGAAACAAGUUUCUUAUCAAUGGAAAGCCAUUAUACUUCACAGGAUUUGGUAAACACGAAGAUACACCAAUUCGAGGCAAGGGUCACGACCCAGCCUACAUGAUCCACGACUUCCAGUUGAUGAAGUGGAUGGGAGCCAACUCUUUCCGGACUUCACAUUACCCAUACGCAGAAGAGGUUCUUGAGUACGCGGACCGUCACGGAAUUGUUGUCAUAAACGAGACAGCCGCAGUUGGCCUCAACCUCACUAUUGUUGCUGGGCUCUUUGGGCAUAAGCCGAUACCGACCUUCUCACCAGAGACGAUGAACGACGAAACACGCGCCGCCCACGCUCAAGCCAUACGUGAGCUCAUCGCUCGAGAUAAGAAUCACCCCAGUGUUGUCAUGUGGACGAUUGCAAAUGAACCUGCAGCCAGUGAGCCUGGUGUCAGGGAGUACAUGGAGCCUCUUGUCAAACUAAACCGCGAAUUGGAUCCGACACGCCCUAUCUGCUUCGCCAACGAGAAUCAAGCCAACAUUCACACUGAUCUCAUUGCUGAUCUAUUUGAUGUGAUAUGCCUCAAUAGGUACUACGGCUGGUAUCUGAAUACUGGUGACCUCGAAGAAGCAGAGCAAGGUUUAGAGGAAUGUCUGCGAAGCUGGGAGGGAAAAUACAACAAGCCAAUCAUCAUGACGGAGUAUGGUGCUGAUACUCUGGCUGGACUGCAUACGGUUGGAGAUAUUCCCUGGAGUGAGGAAUAUCAGAGCCGGGUCUUGGAAAUGUCCCAUCGAGUCUUUGAUAGGGUGAAGAGUGUAGUCGGAGAGCAAGUCUGGAAUUUUGCAGAUUUCCAGACCCCCUCUAGCUUCAUUUUCAGGGUUGAUGGUAACAAGAAAGGUGUAUUUACGCGGGAUCGGAGACCAAAGAGUGCUGUGCAGGUGUUGAGGAAGAGGUGGACUCAGAUGAUAGCUAACAAUUAA
This is a messenger RNA of Fusarium oxysporum Fo47, 1800 nucleotides long. Its product is annotated as glycoside hydrolase superfamily. Gene Ontology annotation, molecular function: carbohydrate binding; beta-glucuronidase activity. The record is from RefSeq and is a predicted model, not a curated record. Gene Ontology annotation, biological process: glucuronoside catabolic process; carbohydrate metabolic process. NCBI's taxonomy places the organism in Eukaryota, Fungi, Ascomycota, Sordariomycetes, Hypocreales, Nectriaceae. The transcript has a single exon. Bases 1 to 1800 code for a protein of 599 amino acids.